Molecule: messenger RNA, 1538 nt
Organism: Beta vulgaris subsp. vulgaris (sugar beet)
Lineage: Eukaryota; Viridiplantae; Streptophyta; Magnoliopsida; Caryophyllales; Amaranthaceae
Product: putative DNA glycosylase At3g47830
Exons: 4
Coding region: 139-1035 (298 amino acids)
Biological process (GO): base-excision repair
Molecular function (GO): catalytic activity
Source: RefSeq, a predicted model, not a curated record
GUAAAUUAUUCUCCUUUGUUUGGAUUCCUAACAAAAUGAAAGAAAAAGAGAGGGUCCAAAAUCACCUAAUUUAGAUUUAACAAAUUCAUCGAUUUCUAAUUAUUCCCAAUUGCAAAGCAAAAACCCAGCUGAAAAACAAUGCAGAAACCCCGAAAAAGGAAGCAAAUUUCUUCCAAAGACAAUAAUAAUCAACCGUCGAAAAAUGCAAAAACUAAUAUCAAAUCAAUCAAAACAAAAAUCCCAAAAUCAGUUCCUACAAUAGAACCAUACCCAUCUCACCCAAGACCAACCCCAGAAGAAUGCUUGGCAAUUAGAGAUGAACUCUUGAAAUUUCAUGGCUUUCCUGAAGAAUUCACCAAGUAUCGUGAGGAGAGAGAAAAUUCAAGGACUAAUUCCUCAAAUUUGGUUAAUGGGUCCGUAAAAUCAGAGAGUUUGAUGGAGAAAUUGAGUGUUUUGGAUGGUUUAGUGAGUACUAUUCUUUCGCAAAACACCACUGAUGUUAAUUCUCAAAGAGCUUUUGCUUCUCUUAAAGCUGCAUUUCCCACUUGGGAUAAUGUCCUGACUGCUGAACAAAAGUUGUUAGAGGAUGCCAUCAGAUGCGGAGGCUUAGCUCCAACUAAAGCUUCUUGUAUUAGAAACAUUUUGAGUUGCCUCAAGGAGAGGAGUGGGAAGUUAUGCUUGGAGUACUUGCGUGACUUGCCUAUAGACGAAAUUAAGUCCGAGCUCUCCUCUUUCAAGGGAAUUGGACCUAAAACUGUAGCUUGUGUGCUAAUGUUCCAUCUACAACAAAAUGACUUCCCAGUAGACACACAUAUUUUGCAGAUAGCAACUACUCUUGGUUGGGUACCUAAAGGAGCUGAUGCGAAGAAGACGUAUCUUCACCUAAACCAGAGAAUUCCAAACGAACUGAAAUUUGACCUGAACUGCCUUCUAUUUACACAUGGUAAGAUGUGCAAUAGAUGUUCUACCAAAGUAGGAAAGCAAGAGAAGAAAGAAUCAGUCAAUAAGUUCUGUCCUUUAUUGAACCACUGUUAGAGAAUUGAUUAGAAGUGCAUGUGAAUGCUGUAACUUCCUUAGGUUAUAUCUCUAUGUCACUCAAGUUCACUUGGUAACAACAGCAGAAUCUAGUAUAUGACCCACCAUUUUGCGGAGUUUGAGUUAGUUUAGGUGUAUGCAAGUUAACUCCUAAUUGGUUGAGAGUAGUAGAGAAGUUGCUUUCGAAAGAUCUGUACAUAUCCAUGAAUCUAUUGACUUUAAGUUGAAGAAUUUUGUAUCAUAACCUAUCAAGAUCUUAAAUUCCAAGAGACUGUUAGAACAACCAGUCGAUUCAGAAAAGAAGAAGGCGUAUAAUUAGUAUGAGAUGGUCUCGACAACAAUAUUGAUGGAUCAAAAUGGAAGUAGUAUAUAAGUUAGGGUGUUUAAGGUCACUUUCUGAUCAAUUGAUUUUGUGUACUCUAUGUCAAAAUGAAUAUAACACCUAUUCUGUUGAGUCUUGUUUCAAAUUUAUUGACCUUUAGUUUGAUUUUCUUUCUUCAGAA